Dipodomys spectabilis (banner-tailed kangaroo rat) is the source of this 17476-nucleotide messenger RNA. RefSeq names its product ring finger protein 213 (gene Rnf213). NCBI's taxonomy places the organism in Eukaryota, Metazoa, Chordata, Mammalia, Rodentia, Heteromyidae. Bases 1 to 15909 code for a protein of 5302 amino acids. The record is from RefSeq and is a predicted model, not a curated record. Gene Ontology annotation, cellular component: membrane; cytosol; nucleolus. Gene Ontology annotation, biological process: ubiquitin-dependent protein catabolic process; negative regulation of non-canonical Wnt signaling pathway; sprouting angiogenesis. Gene Ontology annotation, molecular function: ATP hydrolysis activity; ubiquitin-protein transferase activity; metal ion binding. The transcript has 67 exons.
AUGGAGUGCCCCGCGUGCCGGCGCGGACGCGGGCCCCGGGACCGGUUCUGCAGCGAGUGCGGGAGCCGCCUGCGCCCCGCGGCCCCCGACGCAGAUUCUGAGGCCAAAAUCCCUGAGGAUGUUGCCACCGUCCCAGAGGGAGACAUGGAGACUGGAGAAGCGCUCAAGGCCGAGGAGACCCAGGACCUGUCCCUUAGCUCUGGUGACUGGCAAGGAAACUCUGAGGAACCCAGUUCCGCCGCCGCCUCCUGGAUCAUGGUCCAGAAUGUGAGAAACUCUGAGGAACCCAGUUCCGACGCCUCGUGGAUCAUAGUCCAGAGUAAGAAGAAGAAGACCAAGAAGAAGAAGGGCUCCACUUCCUCGGAGCUGGACUGGGAGCCGGACGCCUUCCCCCCGGCCCCCUCGGGGCUCUCCAGUUCAGCUGCUGACCCCGGGUCCCAGGUCCCAGGCCUGUCCCAAAGCCCUGUCCAACCGGCCAGCCCACGCGGCCGGCCCCUGGGCGCAGGGCCAGAGGGAGACGGCCCUGCCACGCGUGCCCGGCCUGGCAGCAGCCCUCCGUGGGCUCCGCCGGUGGGAGAGCCAGGGGGCACUGCAACAGAGACAGCUCCCAGCCGCCCUGUGCCCCAGCACGGCGCAGAAGCGGGGGGUCACAAGCCCUCCGUGACCUCUGGGGACACAGGCCUCUCCCAGGCGGGGCUCAGCACAGCCUCCUCGGCCGCCCAGAGCGGCCCCCGGGCCUCAGAGCCCCAAGGGGCCGGCUCCGCACCCAGGGCCGAAGGGCAGACGGCCACGCGGCAGGUGGACAUGCAGCAGGAAGACGCCCUGGCCUCGGCCCCGGGGGGCUCACGGCUACGGGGUCUUCGCUCCUCCCAGCCACCUGGUGCCCCGGCAGAGCCAGCCAGCCCCGUCACGGAGGCUCGGACGGCAAAGCAACUGCCACACAGCACCCCUGCCUCCCAGGGACCCCACCAGGAAGCUAAGACCAAGGGCCCGGCGGCUGUUCCUGGGAACGUGGGUGAAAACAGGAGUGGGAAGCCAGAAGACAAGGAGCCAGGAGACGGGAAGAAGCCGGAGGGGAGGAAGCAGGAGGAAGGGAAGAAGCUGGAAGGGAGGAAGCCGGAGGAAGGGAAGAAGCUGGAAGGGAGGAAGCCGGAAGAAGGGAAGAAGCUGGAAGGGAGGAAGCCGGAGGAAGGGAAGCAGCCAGAGGGGAGGAAGCUGGAGGAAGGGAAGAAGCCAGAGGAAGGGAAGCAGCCGGAGAGGAGGAAGCCGGAAGAAGGGAAGAAGCCGGAAGGGAGUAAGCUGGAAGGGAGUAAGCCGGAAGAAGGGAGGAAGCAUGAGGGGAGGAAGCUCGAAGAAGGGAAGCAGCCGGAGAAGAGGAAGCCGGAGGUAGAGCCGAAGCCGGAGGACAGGAAGCUGGAAGGAAGCAACAGAAAACAUGCAGCUGCUGUGAAAAAUGAGAGGGAGCAGAGAAACCAGACCACCGCAGUGCCAAGGGCUUUGACCAGCGCCCUGAGCCCUGGAGAAGGGGUCACGGUCUACUUCCACGCUAUUCUUUCUAAUCACUUUGGAUUCAAGCCGGACGCCCAUAAAGUAUUCAUCAGAGGAGGAAAAGGGCUGGGGAAGCCGGCGUGGGAGAAUGCGUGCCAGCUACACUACACCAAGGACUUGGGGGAGCAUGGGUCUCUGGUGGAGGGCAGCCUGGUCAUCCCCAGGCAGAGCCUGGACACCUCCAUCCCGUACAAGUACGUCGUUGACCGAGGUGGCAAGAGCUCCGUGGAAUACGAGUACAUCUACAAGUCUCCAAAGAAGAGCCAGUAUGUGAACCGCUGCCUGCGUGUGCGGUCCACCCUCCUGGGCUCGGGAGACUGGCACCAGUACGAUGACAUCGUGUGCACGAACCCUACGUGGGUGAGGAAGACCGUAAACCUGGUCAUAGACCAGUCUCAGAAGGAGCUGGUGCGGGGGAAGCAGAUCGCGGCCGCCGUCAUGCUGGACCGCGUCCUCAGCAUCCUGCAGACCUGGAGCCUGGUCAACCUGCAGAGCUUCUUCACCCAGUUCCAGCAGUUUUUCUCCGUCGUCCGGGUGUCUAUGGUGUAUGAGGAGGCGCCGGAGCCCUGGACUUCGCUGCAGUAUGAUGAGUGGGAGGUGAAGAAACACCUGUGGGAAUGUUUGGAGAGGCAGAUGAAACCAUUUCUAGAAGAAAGGAGCAAAGACUCACUGCCCCAAGACUUACCGGUGCAGAGAAGACUUAGGAUGGGCCUGAUCGUGCUUUUCCAAGUGAAAACCAUGAACUUGACCUUGGCCAAGAGUGACCUGGCCUUGCUCUGCCAGCUCCUUGUCCCCACCGACUCCUCCCUAGAGGCCCUUCGCAACGACCUGCAGCACAUUCUUGACACAUUCCCGAGGUGGCAGGACUGGCUGCAGAACCUGUGCAAGAGGUGUGUGGAGGAGAAGGUGGUCUGUGGGCUGGGCAUCCUGCCUGUCCUGCACUACGUCAUGCAGCUGUCGCCGCCCAGAAGGGACGUCCUGAGCCAGUCGGAGGAGACCUGGGCGGCCCUCAGAGGGAUCCCCUUCCCGCAGCCUUGGGACCACGACGACUAUCAGAAACAUAUGCUUUGGUUCACAGUGAACCACAAAUACCUGCUGCAGGUGGACGCGUACCUCUUCCGAUCCUGGUUCAGUCUGCUGCCUCUGGGAAAGCUGGCUGACUACAUGGGAGACACCAUUGAGUACCUGACUCAGGAGCCAGCUCAAGUCUUCGACUGUUUGGUGGGGGCGCAUUACCAGCUGCAAAGACUCCGAGAGAUCGCUCCCCUGAACAUGAAGGAUGUCAAGGCUGUUUUGAAUAUGCUGUUGAACCUCCUGGACAUUUAUCAGCACUCGGCUCUUGGGCAGACCCCCUCCCAGUCCUCCUUGGCUGUGGGCCUGCAGCUCCACCGCAUCGUCUGCCAGAAGACCAAGCUGCGGAAUUUGUUCGAGAUACCCACCUUGUCCGCUCAGAUCCUCUCUGUCAUUGUGUCGCUUGUGGCGGACCAGGUGACGGGGGAAGAAGCUGAAGCCACCAGUGUCUCCGUGACAACAGCAAUCCAGCAAGCCCUGGACACCACCAGGCUCUGGCUGAGCCAGGCAUUCGUAUGCAAAAUGUUACAGGAACAGGGAUGGGGAUCCGAGGUGCAGUUCGCUUACCCCAACGAGCUAGAAAUAUGGCAGCGGCUGGUGGACAUCGACUUUCCUGAGGAGUACGGCUGGAAGGACGCACUGCUGACGCUCAUGGAGGAGAGGCUCAAGCAGGAGCGGCCACUCUUCCAGAUUGCCAUCUUCUGUAAAACUCGUUGGGACGACGCUGUGGGCAAUGACAGCGUGGCCAGGAGCUUCGAGAAGUGCGCCAUCGAGGCCGUGAGCGCCGCCUCUCAGCUGCACACGAGCAUCCUUACGGGUCUCUCUUGUCGGGAUCAGCGGAGAUUUGGAGUCCUCGUGUCUGCCGUGAUCACCAAGUCAUGGCCCAAGAACGGUGGGACACCCACUGAGGACCUGGAUAAGAUUUUGAAGCACCUGCUCACAUGGCCAGACGCAAAGCGGGUCUUCAGCUUGUACGGGACUAACAAGAGAAUAUUAGACCACACCACAGAUGAGAGCCGGAGGCUCUUUGACGCCGCGGAUGCUGCAUUCAGAAGGGUCGUGGGUGACCUCGUGGAUGGCACCAUUGUGGUCCGACAGCUGGAGCUGAUCAUCAGGCACGAGCAGGAGUUCCUUGGCAUCUGUGGGCUAAAGAAAGCAGAUCUUGUAUUCCAGCAGAACAAGUGGGACAUGAAGGAAAUGCUGCACUGGAGAAAGGCCGAGCUGCAGGCUCUCCAGCAGGAGAGGCAGCGUGUGGACAGCCUGCUGAAGCUGUGUGAGAGGCUGAGGCCCUUUGUGCAAGUGGACUUUGGAGAGAUAGAAGAAAGGCACUGGAUGGACCUGAGCAGCAAGAGACUGGAUGAAGUUGUGACCGUGACUCCGCCCUCCGCCUCCUUCUCCAAGCCAAAGACUCAUUACCACCUGCAGCCGGAGGUCCAGGAGAUGGUGGCGCAGAUAGACCUGCUGAAGGACAGCCACGUCUUCCACACACUGUGGGACACUGCGUCAGAGCAGCUGAACAGCCUGGACCAGGAGUCGGAGAAGCCCAUGGUUCUGCUCACCCUGGUGCAGGAGCAUCUGUACUCUCCCUGCUACCAGAGGCUCACCAAGCUCUACCGGGACCUGAAGUCGGCAGACAUCACCUUCCAGGAGAUCAGAGACAUUUUCAAGGACUUUGUAGGUAAAUACGAUGACCUGACGGCUGACCUGAAGGUCAUGUGCACGGUGGAGCCCGAGGCCUCUCAGGACUGGAUUCCGGAGCGGGUCGAACAGAUCAAAGAAUACCACAGCCUGCACCAGGCCGCCAGCGCCGCCAGGGUCAUCUGGCAGGUCCGCGAGAACUUGGAAUUGACGGGCGACUUCAGUGUUCUCUCUACUUUGUUAAGCUUUAGCGAGGACAUCGAGACCUACCACAAUGAGAAACUGGCCCAGAUCAGCCCAGAGCUCAUCCACACCAAGCAGCUGCUGGCCGACAUCAACGAGCGCCGCCGCCGCUGCCUGGAGGAGCUGUGUCUGCAGAUGGAGCUGGUCCGCUGGCUGCGAGAGGCGCUGGGAGGCAUCCACGAGCUCAAGGUGUUUGUGGACCUGGCCUCCAUCUCAGCCGGGGAGAAUGACAUGGACGUGGACCGGGUGGCCUGCUUCCACGACGCCGUGCAGGGCUACGCUUCCCUGCUGUACAAGCUGGACCCCGGGGCAGGCUUCCGGGAGGUCCAGCAGCAGCUGGGAGAACUGUGGAAGGCUCUGGACAACGACCCAUGCCUACCCAACAAGCUGAGAGACUCCGCCAGGAACUUGGCAUGGCUGAAGACGGUGAAGGAGAGCCACGGCUCAGUGGAGCUGUCCUCGCUGUCCCUGGCCACGGCCAUCAACAGCCGGGGAAUCUAUGUGAUUGAGGCGCCCCGAGGAGAUGGGAAGGUGAGCAUGGAUGCCGUGCUGCGCCUGCUCCUCCCUGAGGGCCACGGCGGCACGGAGACCGUGCGCGACUACUCCCUGGAGGAGCUGAAGGAACUUCUGAACAAGCUGAUGCUGAUGUCUGGCAAGAAAGACCACAACCACGUGGAGCUGGAGAAGUUCUCUGAGGUAUUCUGCAGCGUCCAGCGGCUUGUCCAGGCCUUCAUCAACCUGUACUCUGCUGGAAACAUGCUGUUCAGGACCUGGAUGGUAGAGAUCUACUGCAGCCCCAGGAAGGGUGUCUGCGUGCGCAUGGACUUGGGCCUGGAGCUGGUGGACCAGCUGGCAGAGCACGGAGACGUCCUCGCGUGCCUGGAAGCCCUCUGCAGGCAGAUGGAGACGUUCCUGCGCCAGUGGAAGGAGGAAGUGAAACAGAAGCGAACAGAGCACUUUUACCUCAACUUCUACACGGCAGAGCAACUGGUCUACCUGAGCACCGAGCUCAGGAAGCCGAGUCCCAGCACCGCCGCGCUGAUGAUGCUGUCCUUCAUCCUAGACGGCUGCACAGCCAGCGAUAUCCUCCGCGCUACAGAGGCGUGCGUGGAUAAGGUUACCAGAGACCGGGAGACCAGAGCGAGGACAGCUCUCCCUCUGUUGCUCAAACUCAUGCCUGGCCUGGUGCCCAAGCUGAAGAUCAUCAUGGAAAAGUCCAUCAUGUGCAUCAGUGCCCUUCUGCCCGGGUGCUUGGACCUGGAGGCCCUUGGCUGCUGUCUGGCAGAGCUGGCCAGGCGGAAUGGACCUCCCGUGGAACGCACCCUGCCCAGGGGCCUGCGUGUCGGCCGGCCCAACCUGGUCUUGUGUGGUCACUCCGACGUGCUGCCCGCCGCCCUGGCCCUCUACAUGCAGGACCCACACCAGCCCCUGCCCACCUUCGACGAGGUGCUGGUGUGCACGCCGCAGACCGAGCUCGAGGAGGUGGCGCUGCUGCUGCGCCGCUGCCUCACCCCAGGCUCCCAGGACCACAAGGUCUACAGCCUGCUGUUUGCCGACCAGCUGAGCUACGAGGUGGGCUCCCAGGCCGAGGAGCUCUUCCAGGACCUGUGCAAGCGCGUCCACCGCGAAGACUACCGGCUGGUGCUGGUGUGCGACACUGAGCGGGAGCACUGCUACCUCCCCUCCGCCUUCAGCCAGCACAAGGUCCUCCUCGUCCCGCAGGCUCCGCUCAAGGACAUCCAGGCCUACCUGGGGGACCAUUUCCAGGUCCCGGAGCAGACCCCGUCGGCCGCGGCUGUGUUUGGAGACCGGCUGUGUGUUGGGCUGGUGACUUCGGAAAGGGCGGGUGUCGGAAAGUCUCUCUACGUGAAGAGGUUACAUGGGAAACUGAGAAAGAAGUUAAACCAUCAAAAAGUGCCUUUAAAAACCAUUCGGCUGACUGAGCCUCGGGUGGAUGAGAGCUACGUGCUGAGCUCCCUCCUGCCCUUCCUGACCGAGAGAGAUCAGCAGACGCCUGUGAUAUUCCACCUGGACGUGACCAGCUCUGUAAAGACUGGCAUUUGGGUGUUCCUUUUCAAACUCCUCAUUUUACAAUACCUCAUGGACGUGAGGGGGAAGAUAUGGCUGCGGAACCCCUGCCACUUAUACAUCGUGGAAAUCCAGAAGGGCAGCUCAGAGCAGCCUGAGCGGUCUUCUAAGCUGAAUUCGCAUGUCCCUCCAUUCAGAUUUCUUGACGUCUUCCCCACGGUCACCUGCAGACCUCCCAAGGAGGUGAUCGACAUGGGGCUGAGUCCACAGCGGAGGCUCAGAGAGCCCGGGAUGGACAGGAAGGAGUUCCGCAGCACAGCGUUCCAGAGACCUUUCCAGUACCUGAAACGCUUCCACCAAAAGGAAAACCUAGACUGGUUUGAGUACCAAGAAGGCUCCGUGGAAGGCACCCCGGAGGAGUGCAUCCAGCACCUCCUCAUUUACUGUGGAGUGGUGAACCCGUCCUGGUCCGAGCUGAGGAAUUUUGCUCAUUUCUUGAACUGUCAGCUGCAGGACUGUGAGAACUCGCUCUUCUGCAAGCCGGAUUUCAUCGGCGACACUCUGAGGGGUUUCAAAAACUUCGUGGUCACCUUCAUGAUCCUGAUGGCGAGGGAUUUCGCCACCCCAACGCUUCACACCUCCGACCAGAGCCCCGGGGGUCACUUGAUCACCAUGGACGGGGUUGCGGAGGAAGAUCUGGCUCCCUUCUCUCUCCGGAAGAGGUGGGAGUUGGAGCCCCACCCGUAUGUCUUCUUCAACGGCGACCGCACAACCAUGACCUUCAUUGGCUUCCACCUCCAACCCAAGAAUAACGGCUUUGUGGACGCCAUCAAUCACCAGACCCAGCAGGUGAUCAAGAGCGACGUCAUGACGACCGAGCUGUACCAGGGGCUCUUGCUUCAGCGGGUCCCCUUCAACAUCGACUUCGACAGCCUACCCAGACACGAGAAACUGGAACGCCUCUGCCUGGCGCUGGGGAUUCAGUGGGCCACCGACCCCGACGAGACCUACGAGCUCACGACAGACAACAUGCUCAAGAUCCUGGCCAUCGAAAUGCGGUUCCGGUGUGGGAUCCCCGUGAUCAUCAUGGGAGAGACAGGCUGCGGGAAAACCAGGCUCAUUAAGUUCCUCAGUGACCUGCGACGUGGCGGUGUCCCUGCCGAAACGAUGCAGUUGGUGAAGGUCCACGGGGGCACGACCGCAGCCACCAUCUACUCCAAAGUCUGGGAGACGCAGGAGCUCGCCAUCGAGAAUCAGGAGCAGCACCAGUUGGACACCAUCUUGUUCUUUGAUGAAGCCAACACAACAGAAGCCAUCAGCUGCAUCAAAGAAGUCCUGUGCGACCGGACGGUGGACGGGCAGCCCUUGGAGGAGGACUCGGGCUUGCAGAUCAUCGCCGCCUGCAACCCUUACCGGAAGCACUCGGAGGAGGCGAUCAGCCGCCUGGAGGCGGCAGGCUUGGGGUACCGGGUCAGGGCCGAGGAGACAGCGGAGAGGCUGGGGUCCAUCCCCCUCAGGCAGCUGGUGUACCGGGUCCACGCGCUGCCCCCGAGCCUCAUUCCUCUGGUGUGGGACUUUGGGCAGCUGAACGACACAGCGGAGAAGUUGUACAUCCGGCAGAUCGUCCAGAGACUGGUUAGUUGCAUGGAGGUGGAGGAGCCGGACACACAGGUGAUCGCAGGCGUGCUGGCCGCCUCGCAGGCCUUCAUGAGGAAGAAGGAGACCGAAUGCAGUUUUGUCAGCCUGAGGGAUGUGGAGCGCUGCGUGAAGGUUUUCAAGUGGUUUCACGACCACAGCGAGAUGCUCUUGGCCAAGCUGGAUGCCUCUCCCUGCGAGUCCCACAUCAGCGACGGUAACUUCGACAGAAAUCCCACGCUCUGGUCUCUGGUUAUGGCCAUUGGGAUAUGUUACCACGCCUCUUUAGAAGACAAGGAAUCAUACCGGAAAGCCGUCUGUCCCUGCUUCCCCGAGCCCUACGAUGACAGCCGGGUCAUCCUGGAGGAGAUCACUCGCACGCAGGACCUUUUUCUGAACGGGGUGCCACUCAGGAAGACCAUCGCCAAGAACCUGGCGUUGAAGGAGAAUGUCUUCAUGAUGAUCGUCUGCAUCGAGCUCCGGAUCCCGCUCUUUCUAGUGGGAAAGCCGGGCAGCUCCAAGUCUCUGGCCAAGACCAUCGUGGCGGACGCCAUGCAGGGCCAGGCCGCGCACUCCGAGCUGUUCCGCAGCCUGAAGCAGGUGCACCUGGUGUCCUUCCAGUGCAGCCCCCACUCCACCCCCCAAGGCAUCAUCGGCACCUUCAAGCAGUGCGCCCGCUUCCAGCAGGGCAAGGACCUGCAGCACUACGUCUCCGUGGUGGUGCUGGACGAGGUGGGGCUGGCGGAGGACUCCCCCCAGAUGCCCCUGAAGACGCUGCACCCCCUGCUGGAAGACGGGUGCAUCGAGGACGACCCGUCCCCACACAAGAAAGUCGGCUUCGUGGGCAUCUCCAACUGGGCCCUGGAUCCCGCCAAGAUGAACCGCGGGAUCUUUGUGUCUCGCAGCCGUCCCAACGAGCGGGAGCUCAUCGAGAGCGCCCGGGGCAUCUGCUCCUCCGACCCCAUGGUUCAGCGCAGAAUCCAGGGGUACUUCACACCCUUUGCCAGGGCCUACGAAGCCGUGUGCCGGAGACAGGACAAGGAGUUCUUCGGGCUCCGCGACUACUACAGCCUCAUCAAGAUGGUCUUCGCCACGGCCAAGGCCUCCAGCAGGAAGCCUUCGGAGCGGGGCAUCGCGCAUGCCAUCCUGCGGAACUUCAGCGGCAAAGACGACAUCCCGGCCCUGGACAUCUUCACGGCCAGCAUCCCGGAGGCCAGGUACAUGGACAGAGUCAGCACCGUCGAGCUGAUCAGGCAGAACAUCUUCGGGGGCCCCGAGAGGGCAGCCGGCGAAGACCCCGACCACGACGCCGAGGCCCGCUACCUCCUGGUGCUGACCAAGAACUACGCAGCCCUGCCCAUCCUGCAGCAGAUGCUCAGCGCGGGGGCCCAGCAGCCCGAGAUCAUUUUUGGCUCGAGUUUCCCCCAGGACCAGGAAUACAGCCAGAUCUGCAGGAACAUCAACCGGGUGAAGAUCUGCAUGGAGACCGGCCGCACGGUGGUGCUGCUGAACCUGCAGAACCUGUACGAGAGCCUGUACGAUGCACUCAACCAGUACUACGUCUACCUCGGGGGCCAGAAGUAUGUGGACCUCGGCCUGGGUACCCACCGCGUCAAGUGUCGGGUCCACGCGGACUUCCGUCUCAUCGUCAUCGAGGAGAAAGACGUGGUGUACACGCAGUUCCCCGUGCCCCUCAUCAACCGGCUGGAGAAGCACUACUUGGAUAUCCGCACCAUGCUGGAGGACAGGCAGAGGGGCAUCGUGCAGGAGCUGGCCAAGUGGGCGCGGGACUUCGCCGAGGUGAAAACCCAGCAGUUCACGGCCGGGCACAGGUACCGCGCCGAGGACGUCUUCGUUGGCUACCACGCAGACGCCUGUGGUGCCGCCGUGCUGCAGGCCAUGGACAGGCAGGGCCCCGGGGAGCUGUCCACCGAGGAGACGUCCGACAGGGUGCUGGAGGCCGCCAAGCUGAUCCUGCUGGACUGUGCCACGCCGGACGCCGUGGUCCGGCUGAGCGCCUCCGCGCUGGGCGCGCACACUGCCCGGCAGCUGGCAGGGAGUUACUACCACGCGCAACAGCACGACUCCUUCGCAGACUUCCUGCAGGCUCACCUGCGCGCCCCACAUCCGGAGCGCCACGCCGUCCUCACAGAGGUCACUACUUUCUCCAGGCUGCUCACCGGUCACGACUGUGAGGCCUUAGAGGCAGAGCUGCAGGGCUUGGCCUCCAGACCCACGCUGCUGUGUCUGCAGCAGUUUGACACGGAGAGCUCGUUCCUCAAGAAAGUCAGAAGCUGCCUCGAGGACACAGCUGGGGACAGAGUUCUCAUCAUCCAGACCGACUUCAGUGACACCACCCAAGGUGGCCAGCUGAUCGCCUCGGCCAAGUAUUCUGCAAUCAAUGAGAUCAACAAAGUACAAGAGUCAGAGGGCCGCAUCUUCGUCUACUUCAUCACAAAGCUAUCCCGGAUGGGAAGUGGGGCAUCCUAUGUGGGUUUCCAUGGAGGGCCGUGGCGAUCCGUGCACAUCGAUGACCUCCAGAGAUGCACGCUCAUGGCCUCCGAUGUGACGAAGCUGCAGAGUUUCACCAUUAGCCAGUUGUUCCGGCCGGGAGUCCCGCCUGCACCCGAGCGGAGAGGGGAAGGUGAGCAGGAGAAUGACAUGGACAUAAACGACACCUCUGGGGAGCUGCCGGAGACAGAAGCGGAGUCGGGGGGUCCGGAGGAGAUGGAGUGGGAGGACUCUGGCCCCGGGGCGGCCGAGGUGCUGGACACCACGCGGCUGCUGAGGAGCUGCGUGCAGGGUGCGGUGGGGCUGCUGCGGGACCAGGGCGGCACGCGCAACAUGCGGCGGGUCUCCAUUCUGCUCAGCCUCCUGGACGAGGACCAAGGCAACGCCGCUUUCCUGUGCGUGUCCAAGAAGCGCCUCCACGUCCUCCUCUGCAAGCAGGAGGAGAAUCUGCUGUGCAGCCUCAAGGCGUGGGUCUCCAGGGAGGCAGCCAACCAGGACGCCCUCCAGGAGGCUGGCACGUUCAGGCAUAGCCUGUGGAAGCGGGUGCAGGGCACGGUCUCCCCGCUCCUGGCCAGCAUGAUAUCGCUCAUGGACCGGGACGGCAACCUGGAGCUGCUGACCAGGCCCGACACGCCAGCCUGGGUGCAGGCCGUGUGGAUGUUCAUCUUUGGCGACGUCAAGUUCCUGGACAUUCCUCUUGUGGCAAAUACCAUGGCAGCCAAAAGUGAGAUGCCGCCCAUCCUGGUGCAGAGUGACAUGAGCCUGCCCGAGCACGAGUCCAACAGCGUCCCGUUCAGCUGGAGGAUCAAGGACUACCUAGAAGAGCUCUGGGUCCAGGCUCAGUAUAUUGGCGACGCCGACGGGCCCUCUAAGAAGUUGGUGGAAAUCUUCCAGAAGACUCCCCUGGGCAGGUUUCUCGCUCAGCUCCCUGAAGAACAGCAACAGGAACUCCUGCAGGACUUCACAAAGGACUUCCUGCUCUUGACCAGAAGGGUGUCUAGCUACCAAGAACUUGAGGUCCUGCAGAUGGCGCUGUGGUCCUGCAUCGGAGAGCUGCAGGCGGUGGUCGGCCAGCCGGAGGCUCCGCUCUCCCUGCCGUGGGUGCAUCUGGCCUAUCAGCGCUUCGGGACCCGGCUGCAGACCUUCAGCCGAAUCCUGGCCAUCUACCCUCAGGUUCUGCAGAGCCUGAUUGGAGCCCCGCAGCAGCACAGGCCCGAAAUGACACUGGACACCUUUGCGGCCAUGGCCUGUGUGGAAAUGCUGACGAGAGACAUCCUGACGCCCAGCCCGCAGGCCUGGCUGCAGCUGGUGAAGAGCCUGUCCAUCCCGCUGGAGCUGGUGUGUUCUGAGGGCUACCUGCAGGAAGGCGGCGGGGCCACCGCCAGGGCUGUCAUCCGGCAGGUCAGAGCCCAGUGGAACCGCAUUUUCUCGGUGGCGCUCUUCGUGGAGCACGUGCUCCUAGAGACCCAGAGCCAGCUUCCCGAGCUCAGCCCGCUGGUGACCGAGCACGUCCUGCUUCUGAACAAGUGUCUGCAGGAGAACUCUGACAUCAAGACGCCCCGGCCUUUUGCGGCUGUGAUGAACUUGCUCUGUGACUGCAAGGACAAAGCCAGCAGUUCCUUAGCUAGGUUCGGCCUGCAGCCGUGCCUCGUCUGCCUGGGAGACGCCCAGGACCCCGUGUGCCUGCCCUGCGACCACGUGUACUGCCUGCCCUGCAUCCAGACUUGCCUCACCCCGGGGCAGAUGCAGUGCCCUUACUGUUUAACCGAGCUGCCAGACGACUUCUCGCCGACGGUUUCCCAGGAACACAGGAAAGCGAUCGAGAAACACGCGCGGUUCCGGCACCUCUGCAACUGCUUCUUCGUGGACCUGGUGUCCACGAUGUGCUUCAAGGACGGCGCUCCCCCGCGGAAGAAGGUGGUGGACAGCCUGCUGUCCUUGCUCUUCGUGCAGAAGAAGCUCCUGCAGGACGUUCCCCAAAGACAGCAGGAACUCACCAAGUGUCUCUCCCCGUUCGAUGACCUGGUGGACAAGACGCCCAUCAUCCGCUCAGUGGUCCUGAAGCUGCUUUUGAAGUACAGCUUCCGUGAAGUAAGAGAUUACGUUCAGAACUACCUGUCCCAGUUAGAGAAGAAGACAUUCCUGAUUGAAGACAAGACGGAACUGUAUUUGCUGUUUAUCAGCUGCCUGGAGGACUCCAUGUACGAGAAGACAGGCGCUUUCUCCGGGAGCAGCGAGCUGAGCCACCUGAGAGAGGAGGGGCGCUUCCUCUCCGCGUAUCUCUCGGGAGGACGGGACUGUGAAGCGGGGUCCGUGGAAUACCUGCAGGAAGUGGCCAGGAUCCGGCUGUGUCUGGACAAGGCCUCCGACUUCCUCUCGGAGCAUCAGGAGGGCUCAGAGCUGGCCGAGGACAAGCAACGCUUCCUGGGCCACGUGCAGCAGUUCUGCACCCGUGCGGGGGGCGGCUGGUACUGCGUGUACCUGGUGCGGAGGCUGUGCAGCCGGCGCGGCAUGAGCUUCCUGCAGGGCCUGGCCCGGCCCGGACACCCCCUCCAGUGGGUGUUCCCCGAAGCUGUGCUCGCCCUGCAGGAGAAUCAGGGCCAGAUAGAUGCGUUCCUGGUUCAUGGGGAGGAGUACAAGGCUGUUCGCGAUGCGGUGGGCAAAGCCAUGGUGCAAUGCGAGACCCCGAACAUUGGAAAGGCGCUCAAGGCCUGCCGGAGCCCCAGGACGCAGCAAGCCGCGUUCUUGCUGUUGGCCCUGUACAGAGAGGUGGCCGUCUUGCACCGCUCCCCGCACGCCAGCCUCCGUCCCAGGCCGGAGCAAUGCGAGGCGAUGAACCAGUUCAUCGAGGAGAGCAAGCUGCUGGCUUCUCAGGACGUCAGGCACUUCGCCACAUCCCUCGUGGACAAUACUCUGCCUUUGCUGACGGCCCAGGGUGACAGCGGCCUUGAGGGGACAGUGAUAGAAUUGGCCAUUCACACUGCCUGUGUCCUCAUGUGUGGACAAAACAAAGUAUUGGAACCGCUGAAGAACCUGGCCUUCUCCCCAGCCCAGAUGACGAGUGCUUUCCUUCCAACCAUGCCUGAAGACCUGCUGGCUCAAGCCCAGGGGUGGCAGGGCCUGGAGGCCCUCCGCUGGUACACUUGUCCCAAUGGCCACCCGUGCUCUGUGGGAGAGUGCGGCCAGCCAAUGGAACAAAGUACCUGCCUUGACUGCGGGGCUCGGAUCGGAGGCAUCAACCACAGGCCAGACCCAGGCUUUCAGAUUAUUCCGAACCGAGUCCCAGACAGGACUCAGACUGGCCACGUGUUGGGCAGCCCACAGCCCACAAAUGUGACCGUGGCAUCUGAUCGCCAGCUGUCGCCCGUGGUCUUCCUCCUCCUCCGGUUACUCACUCAUUUGACGAUGCUUUUGGGAGCUGCUCAGAACCCACAGGCUCUGUCGAGCAUCAUCAAGCCCCCGGUGCGGGACCCCGCAGGCUUCCUGCAGCAGCACAUCCUGAGGGACUUGGAGCGGCUGGCCAAGACGCUGGGCAAGGGCGCCGACGAGACCUCGCACGCCGUGCACGUCCUGCUGCGCAGCCUCCUCAGGGGGCCACACCCCGCCUCUAGCCAGAGGCCAUUAGAUUUUGAUGCACAAUGGUCAACCAGAGGACAGAGGAACAAUUGGGAAAAACACAUUGAAGCUCUUUUUAUACCUGAACUGAAGCAUCUCGACAGAACCCUGCUGGACGUGAAUGCUAUCAUCAGCCAGGACGAGCGGAUCAGCUCUGACCCCGUGGCUAAGAUCAUAUAUGGAGACCCAGCAACCUUCCUGCCGCACUUGCCCCGGAAAAGCGUGGUUCACUGUUCCAAGAUUUGGAGCUGCAGGAAGAGGAUCACCGUGGAGUAUCUACAGCACGUGGUGGAACAGAAAAAUGGCAGAGAGACCGUGCCUCUCCUCUGGCAGUUCCUCCAGAAGGAAGCAGAACUGAGGCUGGUAAAAUUCUUGCCAGAGAUUUUGGCGCUGCAGAGGGAUCUAGUGAAACGCUUCCAGAAUAUUCCAGAGGUGGAAUUCAGUUCCAUCCGAGGCUUUAUUAGCAGUCACAGUUCAGAUGGCCUGCGGCAGCUGCUCCACAACCGGAUCGCCAUCUUCCUGUCCACGUGGAACGCGCUGAGGCGCUCCCUGGAGACCCACGGGGAAAUCAAGCUACCCCAAGACUACUGCUGCUCUGACCUGGAUCUGGACAGCGAUUUCGAGGUCAUCCUGCCACGCCCCCAGGGCCUGGGCCUCUGUUCCACUGCCUUAGUCCGCUACUUGAUCCGCCUCCACAAUGAAAUCAUGGGAAAGUUCAAGGAAGACAACAGCUACUCAGUGGACGCCUCGGAGGUCACCGACCUGCACGUGGUCAGCUAUGACGUGGAGCGGGACCUGAUGCCACUGAUCCUCUCCAACUGCCAAUACCAGGUGCAGCAGGGCGGGGACACCCUGCAGGACUUCGACCUGGAGAAGAUCCAGCGGCAGAUCGGCAGCCGCUUCCUCCAGGGCAAGCCCAGGCUGACGCUCAGGGGAAUCCCCACGCUGGUAUACAGACAUGACUGGAACUAUGAACUUCUCUUCAUGGGCAUCAAGAACAAAAUGAAACAGCACCCCCUCCCCAGCUCGGCCACAAGCACCAUUGGGCAGCUGCAGUCCUACAGCAACGUCUGUGAAGCGCUGUCUGUUGUCGAAGUCACUCUGGGCUUCCUGAGCACAGCUGGAGGAGAUCCCAACAUGCAGCUGGAUGUGUAUGUCCAAGAGGUCCUGCGAAUGAGGGAUCAGAUGACCCCAGUUCUAAAGGCCUCCUUGAGCAAAUGCCAGCUGCAACACACCAUCGCCCUCUGGCAGUUCCUCUCGGCAUAUAAGUCGGAACAGCUCCUGCACCUCAAGAAAGACCCCUUCCGGGACCUCGGUCAGCAGUUCAAAGCAGACCUCAGCCCCGAGGAUGCCAGGCUUCUCCAGGCCUUCCUGAACCGCCCAGGCCUGGAUGCCUUCCUCCUGGAGCUGCACGAGAUGAUGGUGCUGAGACUCAGGAGCCACAGCAGCUUCGAACCCCACUGGAGAAUAAAGGAAACUCUGGUAAAUUACAUGAUUUUUAAAGAGAGUGAACCCCUUCCGGAAGUGGAGUCCCAGUUCCCGGAAGAGAUCCCGAUGUCCAGCUGCAUCUCAGUGUGGAAAGCAGCCGCCACCCGGAAACAGGAGCGGCAGAGACAGUAGGAUGGCUCCCGCUCCCUUCCCAUCAGCCUGGAUCCCACAAGGACUGUGACUGUGAGCGCCCGGGCGCGGUGCAGGCGCAGCUCUGGUCCAGGCGGCGCGCGCAUGCAAGCGGACAACAUGCAUGUUCUAAAACUGUUCAGUGGGUACUGUCCAUUAGGAGGUGAGAGGAAGACCAACAGUAGAAAGCAGCUGCAUCCUGUGCAUUCCGGGAGGCAAAAGCCGUGGUGCAGAGGUCUCAAGCCUGCCAGCAUCCUACCUCGUGACCAUUAGGAACGUCUUCCUCACAUCACUACUUGGAGGAAAAAGAAAGCACAGGCUACUCAUUUCUCUUCUACCGUUUGAGCAUAUGUGCCACACACACACGCACAUACACAUACAAAGUCUACUUCUCAGUUCUUUAGCUUCUGAGUAUUGUCCAUAUUUCUUGGUUUCCAAGAAACUGAAAAUGUGCCCCAUGCCUUCCACCUUCUCACUAACCCAAGGAGAGCCAGGUGUCUAUAACACGCCUUAAAGCCUCAUGAACAAGAGCUGAGCCAGCCCACAAUAAACCACUGCCAAACUCCUCAGGGUCAGAGCCAGAUAUUAGGAGGAGCCUGGGAUAUUUUCAGAGUCUUAGUUUCCCUUGGAUAAAAUGUACAGGGUAUACUGGCAGCCAAAGCUCCUUCCAAUUCUCAGGUCUUCAGAUUCUAAAGGAAAGUUUAUUGAUACAAACUUGGAUCAAAGGUGCAUUUUGGGCAAUGCUUUGGAGUUUUCUGAUUGUCUAGCAUUUGCCCGAUAAAUACACAGUCUUGGUUAUGUCUCAACAUCCCAAUAUAUAACUAUCUGGUCUUUUAUUUGAAUCAGAACCAAAGAUGAGACUCAGUACAAAAUCAUUCACACUUCUGAGGAAAAACAGCUCACCUUUUCUCAUAACCACUGUCUCUUGUCAAGUUAAUAUGAUAUCUUUGAUGUGUCUGGACAAACUCCCCUGCCUGGCGGCCUAGCCCUUGUUCACAGUGAGAUCAGGACAGCCAAUGUAGCUAGAGGUGACACAUACGCCCUCACAUGAAUUUGAAAUGAGUUAGGGACUUACCCACUCUUAGGCCCAUCUACUCCUGAGCUACAAUACUAACUGGUAGCCAGGAUCCCGGCCCUGGACACAGCACCCAGGAGUGAUCUGUGCUGACACCCACUGUGUGUCUCGUGGGAGUGCAGUGAGGGGACCUGGAGAAGUGACAUGUUCACAUCUAGUGAUCCACGACAAUCCUCCUUGACCAUGCCAGACCACGCCCUCCCACACCUCUGCCUUCUGAAUGGACAUCAGCUACCUUUGGGCAGCGCUGCAGCUUGCCCUGCCAGGUAGCAGCUCAAACUUAGCUUCUCACUGGAAUACACCUUAGCAGGUGGGAAUUGGGUGUCAAAUCUCCUUAGAAUUUGUUUUUCCUCCUUGGGCCUAAGAAUUUUUUCCACUGUUAUGAUUUUUUUUAAGAUGUCUCAUUUUAUGUGUUUUGUUUCAAAGCCUUAACUUUGAUAUCUAGCAUAAUUAUCCUUGUCAUAUUUAAUAAACUUGAAUUUUGCCGAAAAGGAA